GAAAUUGAAGACCUUUCUCAAUACUUGCGCCGCGACUGCUUGGAGCUGACAGGCAUUUUACCAACCGAAGAAGUAUAUUGUUUUGACCUUGUUUGUUCUAUUGGGAAGGAAAUGGGUAUCGAGCUGCAAGAUGAAGACAUCUCCACGGCCCACCGUUUACCCACUUACAAUAAAAGUGCAGAAGACAAGAUUAUCAUCAAGUUUACGCGUCGCAGUAUUCGGGACGAGUUUUACGGAAAGAGGAAAACAAUCGCCGGCAAAGAAGUUGGUAAAGUUGGCACUCUACGGGAUCUUUCUCAAGACCCAAAGAAGAAAUUAUAUAACUCCGAGUCGCUAACACAAGCAAGAAAGAAAUUGUUUGGCAGCAUUAACAAGUUUAAGAAGGACAACAAGUGGAAAUAUAUUUGGACCAACAACGGGCGAAUAUACCUCAAGCAAGGAGACGGGGAAAAGCGUACGUCCACAUUCAACUACGCAGACGAGUUCGCUGACUUCAAAAGUAAAUUUCCUCAUAGAUAA
Molecule: messenger RNA, 519 nt
Organism: Porites evermanni
Lineage: Eukaryota; Metazoa; Cnidaria; Anthozoa; Scleractinia; Poritidae
Source: the annotation of a GenBank genome assembly